Austrofundulus limnaeus is the source of this 4465-nucleotide messenger RNA. RefSeq names its product AE binding protein 1b (gene aebp1b). Gene Ontology annotation, biological process: protein processing; regulation of DNA-templated transcription; peptide metabolic process. The record is from RefSeq and is a predicted model, not a curated record. The transcript has 23 exons. Gene Ontology annotation, molecular function: metallocarboxypeptidase activity; DNA-binding transcription repressor activity, RNA polymerase II-specific; RNA polymerase II transcription regulatory region sequence-specific DNA binding. Lineage: Eukaryota; Metazoa; Chordata; Actinopteri; Cyprinodontiformes; Rivulidae. Bases 600 to 4328 code for a protein of 1242 amino acids.
UUUGCUGAUUUUCGAUUUAGCACCAUGGUUUGCUUCUUUUAGCCACUAUUUUGCUAGUGUGAGCUUCUGAUUUGCUAAUUGUAGCUGUUAGCCUUUGUUUGCUCUUCUUCUGCACAGCUUAGAUUUAACAGUUCAGUUUCAGCUUCCUCGACACAUUUCAGCCAUCAUUCAAUACAGGAAACCCUCCUUUUUCCCUCCCUUGUGCCCCUUUCCUCCUCCUCCUCCUCCUCCUCUUGGAGUUGGAGGAGUUGCUCCUGUCUCUUGCUGUUCAGCUCUCUCCCCCCGCAGCCAAACAGUCUAGGGUCUCACCUGCAGACCCUCUGUGUUGUGACUCGUCGGGCAGGUGAACGGGAUCCUCUGGCCUUGUUCUGUUGUUUCAGCUGAUCCUAACUGCAGGGUAAUUAGUGGCUCUGUCUAUUCAUUUGACUGGAUUGUUCCUUUAGCUCUGUAUCCUGUCUCCCUGCAGCCCUCCUCCCUGCCUAUCCCUCCCCUCUGACCCCCCCUUUUCAUUCCCGUCUAGCCCAGACUGAGUCAGGCUGACACACUGAGGCUGUGUGGAGCUGAGGAGACCUCCCUGCUGGACUGGAGGAGCAGCAGAUAUGAAAAGUCAUGCUGUGACUGUGUCUGUGGCUUUGUUGGCCCUUUGCUGCCUGCUGAUUCCCAAAGGAGGGAGGAGUGCCGGAGGGAUAGUUUCUCUCCUGCAGCCCCAAGAGGAGGCGCAGACGGAGGAUGAGGUGCGAGAUGGGUCUCUGGAUGAGCCCGAAAGUCAGCAGGAGCUGGCAGAGGACCUACUGAAAGGCAGCAUCAGGCUCAGGAGAGACUCAGACGGAGCUGCACAGACGGGCAUUUGGAGCAGAGUGAGGCGAGCGCCGGACGAAGGCAAAAAGAAGAAGAAGGACAAGAAGAACAAAGAACCAAAGGAUCCAAACACCACCAAGAAGCCUAAAACUGACAAGAAGGGAAAAAAGAAGGACAAGCAGAAAACGACAACGACUCUACCGCCCACCACCACAACUCUACCUACUGAACCCCCCACAGAACCUCAGCCCUACCCAGACUACUAUCCUGACUCUGAAAAUGACAAUGAUUACUGGAAACCUGACGAUGAAUACUGGGGGCCCGACGCUACCUCACCCCCAGACACAGACGAAUACUGGGAGCCCGACGCUACCUCACCCCCAGGCACAGACCCCCCAUAUGACUUCUGGAAGCCAGAGGACGAAGACCCAGCUGCUCCUGUGACAGACAUCUACGACGACUACUGGAAACCAGAGGAGCAGGAGCCGUCCACUUCUCCGCCCGUCUACGAGGACACGUGGAAGCAAGAUGAGACAGAACCGUACGCUCCUGUGACAGACGGCUACUGGACGGAGGUGGAGCCGACCACCGGGGCUCCUGACACGGGGAAGACUGGACCGGAUGACAGCGAUUACUGGGAUGCCACAUUUGAGGUGCCAGACAAUCUACCAUUUCCUGAAGGUGAAGAGGUCGAGCCUGAAAUCGAAGUAGAAACUCUUCCAGAAGAACCCACACCCACUGCUCCCUUUGAUAGGACCUGGUAUGAUGAUUACGAUGAAUAUGGAAUGAAGAGGAAAGAGGAUGAGACAGAUGAAAAGUGGAUGGAGAAAGAGAGAGAAAGAGCCAACAAAGAGAGGGAGAGGGAGGAAAGAGAAAGAGCGCAGAAACUGAAGGAGGCGGAGGAACGAGCCAGGAACAGACCACGUGUUUUUAAAGAGCCAAAGAAAUGUCCUCCUCUGGGGAUGGAGUCCCAUAAGAUUGAUCUGGACCAGCUUUCAGCCUCCUCUAUGUCUAAUUAUAGGUUUGCUCCUCAGAGAGCACGCCUCAACAUGCAGGGUUCUGAUGAUGAGGACAACAUGAGAGGUGGAGCGUGGUGUGCAAACUCUGAGGACAGGAUUCACUGGUUUGAGGUAGAUGCUCGCAGGGAAACAGAGUUCACUGGAGUCAUAACUCAAGGGCGAGAUUCCUCAAACGAGAGUGACUUUGUGACGUCCUACUUCCUGGCCUUCAGCAACGACAGCAGAGAAUGGACUACCAUCCACGAUGGGUAUGCUGACUGGUUGUUUUUUGGAAACAGCGACAAAGACUCCCCUGUCAUGAAUCGGCUUGCAGAGCCAGUGGUGGCGCGCUACAUUCGAAUCAUCCCUCAGAGCUGGAACGGCUCUCUGUGCAUGAGGCUGGAGGUCCUGGGCUGCCCCCUGUCUGAUUCAGGCGAUGCUCUGUACAAACUGAAUGAAGUGACCCCAGUGGAUUACCUGAAGUUCAAACAUCAUAGCUACUCAGAGAUGGUUGAGCUCAUGAAGUCUGUGCAUGAGGAGUGUCCCAACAUCACCAGCAUUUACAGCCUGGGCCUCAGCUCUAAUGGACGAGAAAUCAUGGCCAUGAUCAUCUCUGGUAACCCCACGGAGCACGAAAUAGGUGAGCCAGAGUUUCGAUACACAGCAGGUCUGCAUGGAAACGAGGCGGUGGGUAGAGAGAUGAUCCUGCUUCUCAUGCAGUACCUGUGCAAAGAAUACAAGGACAGAAACCCCAGGGCCCAGCGGCUGGUGGAGGGAAUACGUAUUCACCUGGUGCCCUCACUCAAUCCUGACGGACACAAGAGAGCUUUUGAAUUGGGUUCAGAACUCAGCAGUUGGACCACCGGACACUUCACAGAGGAUGGCUUUGACAUCUUCCAGAACUUUCCAGAGCUGAAUAAUAUCUUGUGGGAUGCUGAGGAUAAGGGCAUGGUGCCGAAACUCACCCCCAACCAUCAUGUGCCCAUUCCAGAGAACUUUGAGGCUAAUAGUUCGAUCGCUACAGAGACCAGAGCCAUAAUCUCCUGGAUGAAAACCUACCCGUUUGUGUUGGGUGCAAACUUCCAAGGAGGCGAGACAAUUGUGGCCUAUCCUUAUGACAACUUACGUCUCAACAAGCCUGCUGGGAGCCAGAAACCACACAGCCGCUGGAAGAGACAGUAUGAGGAGGAAGAGUUUGAUGUGACGGAGUGGGGAAGGGGCUACCAAGAGGAGCCUGAAGAGGACUGGAGAAGUCGAGGAUAUGCACAGCCAGAAGAGGAGUGGCGAGGCCACGGCUAUGACCAAGGAUAUGACCGCAGCUAUGACCAUGGCCAUGAUCGUGGCUAUGACCAUGGCCAUGAUCGUGGCUAUGACCAGGGCCAUGAUCGUGGCUAUGACCAGGGCCAUGAUCGUGGCUAUGACCAGGGCCAUGAUCGUGGCUAUGACCAGGGCCAUGAUCGUGGCUAUAAUCAGGGCCAUGACCGUGAUGUCUAUGAGCACGGUUACGAGCAUGGCUACAAUCAGGGUUAUGAACACAGGGAGGAAGAGGAGGAAGACAGAGAAAGGGGUGCUGGCUACCAGUACACUGAGCCUGAAGAUGAGCCCCGGGUGACUCCAGACGAGUCCCUGUUCAGGUGGUUAGCUGUCUCCUACGCCUCCACGCACCUGACCAUGACGCACAAUUUCCGCGGGUCAUGCCACGGAGACCCGCCUACAGGGACACUCGGUAUUGUCAACAGGGCCAAGUGGAAUCCAGUCACAGGCAGUAUGAAUGACUUCAGCUACCUGCACACAAACUGCUUUGAGCUGUCUGUUUUCUUGGGCUGCGACAAGUUUCCUCAUCAGAGCGAGCUGGCAUACGAGUGGGAGAAAAACAGAGAAGCCAUGCUCAUCUUCAUGGAGCAGGUGAAUCGUGGCAUUAGAGGUGUUGUGAAAGAUCUGCAAGGGAAUCCCAUUGCAAACGCUACAAUAUCUGUGGAGGAGAUAAACCAUGACGUUACCACAGCACCAACAGGGGACUACUGGCGGUUGCUCAACCCAGGGGAGUAUCGUGUGACGGCCCGAGCUGAAGGCUUCUCCCCCAUGACUAAACUCUGCGUGGUGGGCUACGAGUCCGGAGCAACCGCCUGCAGCUUCAACCUGGCCAAGUCCAACUGGGACCGCAUUAAACAGAUCAUGGCCCUUCACGGCAACAAGCCCAUUCGACUCAGCUACAGCAACACCAGAACACACAACCCUUCAGUUGGCAGCGACAGACGUGUGGCUGGCAGCACCAACGGCUUUUCUACCAACUCCCAACUCAGUCCUGAGCAACGAAAAAGACUCAAAAUUAUGCGCAUCCGUCGCCUUCGUCAGCAGAAAUUACUGAGGUUAAGACCAACAACAGCAGCAACAACCACGACGACGACAACAACCACCACAACAAGCCUGAUUCCUACAACGGCAUGGUACGACUCAUGGGCUAUAGGGGAGGGACAGUCUCCAACACCGGGCCUGGAUUAUAACUACGAGUACAAGAUCGAUGACUAUUAAACCAAACACAACAGUAAACAUCUCUGUUGUGCUUUGAGCUGGUUCAAGAUUCACAUCAUCACAAGUCUUUGUACGACAAAAGCAGUGAGAAUGUACAGAAUAUUAACUCCAGUAGAAUAAAGUAUCUUAACACCUGA